AUGGCUCUGCCCGUCACUGUGGGGAUUUUGGCGCUCCAGCAAGCACGGCGCGGGCGCCGCCAGCUGAAUGCUGAUCGGGCCCUCUAUACAUAUGAGGAUGGCUCCGAUGAUCUGAAGCUGGCAGCCUCAGGAGGCGGGGGUUUGCUGGAGCUGUCCGGCCACUUUGAGAUCCAGAAGGUGAUGUACGGCUUCUGCAGUGUCAAGGACCCCCAGGCUGUGCUCCCCAAAUAUGUCCUCGUCAACUGGGUGGGCGAGGAUGUGCCAGACGCCCGCAAGUGUGCCUGUGCCAGCCACGUGGCCAAGAUCGCCGAGUUCUUCCAGGGUGUGGAUGUCAUUGUCAACGCCAGCAGCGUGGAGGACAUCGACCCAGGGGCCAUCGGGCAGCGGCUCUCCAAUGGGCUGGCCCGCGUCUCCAGCCCAGUGCUGCACCGCCUGCGGCUGCGGGAGGACGAGAACGCCGAGCCCGUGGGCACCACUUAUCAGAAAACUGAUGCCACCGUGGAGAUGAAGCGCCUCAACCGGGAGCAGUUCUGGGAACAGGCCAAGAAAGAGGAGGAAUUACGUAAGGAGGAGGAGCGGAAAAAGGCCCUGGACGCCCGGCUGCGGUUUGAGCAGGAGCGAAUGGAGCAGGAGCGGCUGGAGCAGGAGGAGCGGGAGCGGCGCUACCGGGAGCGGGAGGAGCAGAUCGAGGAGCACAGGCGGAAGCAGCAGAGCAUGGAGGCGGAGGAGGCCCGGCAGCGCCUGAAGGAGCAAUCCAUCUUUGGGGAGCAGCAAGAGGAGGAUGACAGGCAGCAGCUCAGGAAAUCAGAGUCAGAGGUAGAGGUGAGUCGUCUGCACUGUCCUUUCAUAAAGACAGCUGACAGUGGGCCACCUUCUUCCUCCUCCUCCUCCUCCUCCCCCCCACGGACCCCCUUCCCCUAUAUCACCUGCCACCGCACCCCAAAUCUCUCCUCUUUUUUCCCAUACUCCCCCAGCCCCAGCACCCAGGACACCGGGCCAGCCGCCCCUGAGCAGCACUGGCCAUUCCCAGGGCCUGAGGACAAGGCCACCAAGCCCCCUGGGGAUGAGCCCAGCCCCAGGCCGGCAUGGACAGCGGGGGGUGACGCCCUGGGGGACCUGGUGACCUUGGAGCCCACCGAGCCCUCCCCACCAUCCAUGGCCACCGAGCCCCAGCCUGGGGAGACCCCCAACACGGAGACCCUCAUCGACCUGUGGCAGAGUGAUGGGGCGACCCCCUCCGCUGCCUGGCCCCUGCCUGUUGCCCCCGUCCCCGAGGGUCCCGUGGCCGUGCUGCCUGACGAGGGGGCCCUGCUGAGCCUGGAUGAGCUGCCCGAGCCCCCCGCCACCUUCUGCGAUGCGGAGCAGGAGGAGGAGGAGGCAGCGGCACCUGGUGGGGGGGAAACCCACCCCCAGGGGCUCGGCUGCCAGCAUGCCCCCCAGGAGGAUGCCCCAGGCCGAGAGACCCCCCCCAUCACCAACGGGGAGAUGGCCCCCAAGGAUGGGACGCCAGGGCGUGGGGAGCAGGCCAGCGAGGGCUACUUCAGCCAGUCCCAGGAGGAGGAGGUGCCCCCCCCUGAGGAGCUGUCAGCCAAAGCCCCCCAGCCCAUCUUCUACAACAAGCCCCCAGAGAUUGACAUCACAUGCUGGGAUGCAGACCCCCUGCCCGAGGAACAGCAGGGUGCCCAGGGAGGAGGAGGGACGCGUGGAGCUGGUGGCCAGCUGCCUGUGGCACGUGGCACUCAUGGGAGCACGUGCACCACUGCCAUUGCUGGCCUCGCUGCCACCAGGGAAGGAGGGGAGCAGCAGCCGGUGGGCGGCAGCAACACAAUCCCAAGCGGCAGAUUCAAAAGCGUCCAGGUCUGUCUUGGGGAUGAGGGGCUUGCCCAUGGCCAAAGGCGCCUUGGCCCGAGCCGCAUGCUGCCCCCAGCCCUGGAGCCAUCCUCACAGUUUUCAAAUACAGACGUGUAA
This is a messenger RNA of Egretta garzetta (little egret), 1968 nucleotides long. It is a transcript of the gene DBN1, whose product is annotated as drebrin 1. Gene Ontology annotation, biological process: neuron projection morphogenesis; regulation of actin filament polymerization; positive regulation of dendritic spine morphogenesis. The transcript is spliced from 15 exons. Bases 1 to 1968 code for a protein of 655 amino acids. Gene Ontology annotation, cellular component: site of polarized growth; dendrite; postsynaptic membrane. NCBI's taxonomy places the organism in Eukaryota, Metazoa, Chordata, Aves, Pelecaniformes, Ardeidae. Gene Ontology annotation, molecular function: actin filament binding. The record is from RefSeq and is a predicted model, not a curated record.